This is a messenger RNA of Colletotrichum costaricense, 504 nucleotides long. RefSeq lists its product as uncharacterized. The coding region runs from base 1 to 504 and encodes 167 amino acids. NCBI's taxonomy places the organism in Eukaryota, Fungi, Ascomycota, Sordariomycetes, Glomerellales, Glomerellaceae. The transcript has 2 exons. The record is from RefSeq and is a predicted model, not a curated record.
AUGAAGUUCUCUAACACCCUCCUGCUUAUCGCCCCCUUGACUGCCCUCGCGGCUGAGACAUUUGGUGCACACGGUGGUGCGGUGGCUCAGGCUGGCGCCAAGGUCCAUCAGCGCGAGGAGUCCACUGCCUUCAGCCCUGCCCAGGAUGACGCCAAAGCCUACAAGCGCGGCCAGGACGAUGCCAAAGCCUACAAGCGCGGCCAGGACGAUGCCAAAGCCUACAAGCGCGGCCAGGACGAUGCUAAGGCGUACAAGCGUGGUCAAGACGACGCAAAGGCGUACAAGCGUGGCCAAGAUGAUGCGAAGGCCUACAAGAGAGGUCAAGAUGACGCCAAGGCCUAUAAGCGCGGUCAAGACGAUGCCAAAGCCUACAAGAGAGGCCAGGAUGACGCUAAGGCUUAUAAGCGUGGCCAAGAUGAUGCAAAGGCAUACAAGAGAGGUCAGGACGACGCGAAGGCGUACAAGCGCGGCCAGGAUGAUGCUAAGGCCUACAAGCUUUUGUAA